UUCUGCUUGUUGUCGAGGGUGUCUCAAAUGAGUAAACAUUUGCAUUAAAGCUGCUGAAUACCAACUCACCAUAUUUGGACAGGUGGAGAUAGAGAAAGAAUUGAGCGAUAAAGCAGUGAGUAAAUCAUUACAGGGGCGGAUAGAGUCCAGUGGGAACAUUUCUGAACCCUUGCAGUCCAACACCGUUGGGUUUCCAGAAGAGCAGCGACGUUCAUGACACUAUGACGCGGGACAAGAUCUUGGUGGUUUUUGCUUUAGCUUGGCUUUACUGUUCAACGGGACACGGACAAACUGACAUUAGCAUCCCGUGUGACGAUAAACAGGUGGAAGAUGUUGUCAAUUUAACUCUUUCCAAACAUAACGAGAUAUUAACCGAAGGCGCUCAACUGGCUCUCUAUGAAAUCCUGGAGGCUACAAAGGCUCAGAAUGAGUCGGGGUACGUUCUGUUUGUGCGCUUCACGAGCAGAGAGAGCGACUGUCCCGCGGCAGGAGACAAGCUUUGGCAUCAGUGCGACUACCUGCAGCGAGUGGACACGGCACUCAGGAUCUGUCAUGCAAAAGUCCUGUUUACAGAAGCUGGUCAAGAGCUACUGGUGCAUGACUGUUCAGCCGAGCCAGCUAUUUCCUCUAAAGUUGCCCACUGUCUGGGCUGCCCUGAAAAGAUGGACUUACAUCAAGAAGAACUGAGAGAACCGCUCAUUCACUCUUUGACCAAAGCCAACAACAUGGUCAAUAGUGUGCAUUUAUUCAUCUUUAAGGACUUGAAAUCAGCAACAAAACAGGUGGUUGCUGGAUUCAGGUAUAAAUUGCAGUUUGAAAUGGAGAAGAGCAACUGCACCAGGAUAGAAUUCAAAGUGGUUACCGAGGAGUGUCACUCGAUGCAGGAGAAGACGGAGGUCCUGCUGUGUAACUCCACGGUGGAUGUGGCUCCUUGGAGACACGAGGUCCCAGAAGUGCAUGUGGAAUGUCAGACAGGUGUCAUGGGGGGGUUCACAAGAUUCAAACGGCCACCGGGCUGGUCUCCCAUUAGGGCCAUGCCCAUGCUGCCGAAACCAUCAGCCAAUCCCAAAGAGUCCUCAGAGGAAUCCAAGGAGCGCGUCAGUGCAACCAAACACCCAAAGCUGAACUGUCCUACCAAACCAUGGAAAGAGUUCAAGCCCGUCACUGUAAGCAUCGCUGCCCCGAACGCUACAGAGUCGGCCACAGCAGACACCGCUCUCAGCGAUCAGGACUUGAUCUGAUGAGCAGCCCGAGUUUGUUUGUCUUUAUGUGCUCUGUGGUUAAAUGAUUAUCUAAAGAAGGGAAGGAUGAGAGAAAAUGCAACUAACAUUCUUAUAAUGUGUUUAUGGAGUUUUGUCAUUCAUUCAUUUGUGGAUUACAAUAAUUCACAGUUGUCUUCUAUUUCACAAUAAAGAGGAAUAUACAAAUA
Pimephales promelas (fathead minnow) is the source of this 1429-nucleotide messenger RNA. It is a transcript of the gene kng1, whose product is annotated as kininogen 1. Gene Ontology annotation, cellular component: extracellular region; blood microparticle. Lineage: Eukaryota; Metazoa; Chordata; Actinopteri; Cypriniformes; Leuciscidae. The record is from RefSeq and is a predicted model, not a curated record. Gene Ontology annotation, molecular function: cysteine-type endopeptidase inhibitor activity. Gene Ontology annotation, biological process: negative regulation of endopeptidase activity; negative regulation of blood coagulation; positive regulation of cytosolic calcium ion concentration.